Molecule: messenger RNA, 2025 nt
Organism: Tachysurus fulvidraco (yellow catfish)
Lineage: Eukaryota; Metazoa; Chordata; Actinopteri; Siluriformes; Bagridae
Gene: ywhae1
Product: tyrosine 3-monooxygenase/tryptophan 5-monooxygenase activation protein, epsilon polypeptide 1
Exons: 7
Coding region: 157-879 (240 amino acids)
Biological process (GO): signal transduction
Cellular component (GO): cytoplasm
Source: RefSeq, a predicted model, not a curated record
CCCGGAUGAAAGCCUCCGCCAUUUUUCCUCCAGUUUCACCGGCGGACGCGCUUCAGUACCAUUCAGGCUGCAGCUGCUGGCUUGUGCGAGGGCCUGCUGCUUCACUCACACUCCUUUUCUUCAAAUCCGUAGUCCACUCGUCGCACAUUAUUCACUAUGGCUAACCGGGAGGAUUUAGUAUAUCAAGCUAAGCUUGCUGAACAAGCAGAGAGAUAUGACGAAAUGGUUGAGUCAAUGAAGAAGGUGGCUGGAAUGGAUGUGGAGCUUACAGUUGAGGAGAGAAACCUGCUGUCAGUGGCCUACAAGAAUGUCAUUGGAGCCAGAAGAGCAUCCUGGAGGAUAAUUAGCAGCAUUGAGCAGAAAGAAGAAACCAAGGGUGGGGAGGACAAAUUGAAGAUGAUCCGGGAGUACAGGCAAACAGUUGAAACGGAGCUGAAAACAAUUUGCAAUGACAUCCUUGAUGUGCUGGACAAGCACCUAAUUCCGGCUGCUAAUUCAGGAGAGUCCAAGGUGUUCUACUACAAAAUGAAGGGUGACUACCACAGGUAUCUCGCUGAGUUUGCCACAGGAAACGACAGGAAGGAGGCUGCAGAAAACAGUUUGGUUGCUUACAAAGCUGCUAGUGAUAUUGCAAUGACAGACCUUCAACCUACACACCCCAUUCGCUUGGGUCUCGCUUUGAACUUCUCCGUAUUCUACUAUGAAAUCCUCAAUUCUCCUGACCGUGCAUGCAGGUUGGCAAAGGCAGCAUUUGACGAUGCUAUUGCUGAGCUUGACACGUUGAGUGAAGAAAGCUACAAGGACUCCACACUCAUCAUGCAGUUGUUACGUGAUAAUCUGACACUAUGGACUUCAGAUAUGCAGGGAGAUGAUUCCUAAAGGGUAUUAAGUUAAUUGCCCACAAACUGUAUUUGUGAGGAACAGAAUAAAGAGGCGCUGCAAGAUGCGGAGGAUGAGAACCAGUGAAACAUCACCGCCAAUAUCAGACUCCAGCCCACUCGCCCCCUUCCCAAAGUCCACUCAUAAAAGUGGCCACAAAGCCCAACCUCAAGAAUGACAUGCAACAGCUUGAUGCCUCUGUUGUGUUUUUUUUUUCCUGUUUUUAUUUUAUUAUUUUGUUGGUUUUUUGUCCUAGUUUUAUUUUUAAUGUUUUUUUAUUUUUUAUUAUCCCUUUAAUUGAAACAAGAAACCACUUCUGAAACAGACAUCAACUGUAAUUUCUGAUGGGCAGAGCUUAGAGAAUUUUUGAAUUUUUCUUUUUUUUGUGUGUGUCCUGGUACAAUGUUCCUUUUUUUUUUUUUUUUUUAAGUUUAUUUGCUUUGUUCCUCAACAUUUUAUCAGUUGCUGGAUAUAUUUGAGUUUUUCUUAAUGUAAUUGCAAAAUUAACUUUUAUUACUAUUACUGAUAUGUCUACUAUUAGGCUAUUAGUUGUUGGAGCUGUAAUAUUUGUGUUAGUGCAAUUAUCAAAUGCAGUUAAAUGAUUAAACCUUGGAAAGGGCAUGUCCAAAAUAAAGUGCUCUUUUUGUCAAUUUAGAUUUUCAGAGCAAGUUUGCAAUUUUCUUUAUCCAUGUGGAGCAAUUGCUUAACAUCACAAAGUAGGAGUUAUGUAGUGAUACUUAGCAGUGGUGCGGACUGUAAUUUGUGCUAAAAUACUGUAUUAUGCACAUAGGCUGAUGGUGGAUGGAUAGUUGCCGCUCUAAAAAUUGAAGGAGCCUUGUUGCUUUUAGAACUUAAAAUGCAGGUCUCCAUUGGCUGUUUGAAAAUAUUAAAAAGCACUAAUAAAGUUGAUUUUAAGCUCUAAGUAUAUGAAAUAAUCUUCUCCCUUCUUCCCCAAAAUUUAUAUAUUGCCUACAAUUUCAUCUGUAUUUUUUGUUUAUAUUUAAUUUGAUGCUAAUUUGUACUACUACUGGAAAUUUGACUGGAGCCACAGAAAAAGAAUCUGUAUUAGUGUUCUUAUAGAGAAACAGCAUGGAAAUAACAUGAGUUAAAAUAAAACUGCCUCUAAUAAAAACUUUUGUCAUUUAA